This is a messenger RNA of Penicillium bovifimosum, 675 nucleotides long. RefSeq lists its product as uncharacterized. Bases 1 to 675 code for a protein of 224 amino acids. The record is from RefSeq and is a predicted model, not a curated record. The transcript has a single exon. Lineage: Eukaryota; Fungi; Ascomycota; Eurotiomycetes; Eurotiales; Aspergillaceae.
AUGUCCGACGCAACAGAAGCAACAGCCGCGCCUGCGAAGGCUCUGAUUGAUGGAAUCGAUAUGUUCAACCCAGACGCCACCCAUGAAAGAAAUGCAGAGAUCUUGAAGAAUUUCUCCAUCAAACGCAAUGUCUUCAAUUUAUUUGCCAGAUCACCAGGUCUAUUCCCGCCCAUCAUCAGCCUUUUGACCGCUUUGCUGGACGGCCAUACGCGCACCAUUCAGAUCCUGGACUACCAACUCGUCGUUCUUCGCAUGACGGGGACUGUUGGCGCCGAAUACUUGUUUGGCAUCAAUGAGCCUGUUUCGAGGGUCAACGGCAUGGGCGAUGAAAAGAUUGACACGCUUCGCAAAGGCUUGAAGUCGGAGGAGCUCUUCGCAAUGGGAAUCUGGUCUGAGCGGCAGCAAUGUAUCAUCACCUUGGUGGAUGAGUCCAUCGCAACAUGGACCAAUACCGAGGAAACCAUCCAAUGGGCUCGAUCGUUGAUGAGUGAUGAUGAGGUGGUAGAGCUCUAUAUUGUUUUAGGGUUCUAUUCCAUGAUUGCUCGCAUGACAAAGGGUCUGAGGGUUCAGAAGGAUGCUCCCAUCGCUGGUCUGGGGCAGGCUAUUGUGCAGAAUAUCACCAAGAAUGCAGCCGAUACCGAGGAUGCAAAGCCGGAAUUAGCAGCUUCAGGCUGA